Panicum virgatum (switchgrass) is the source of this 1352-nucleotide messenger RNA. Its product is annotated as cinnamoyl-CoA reductase 1-like. Gene Ontology annotation, molecular function: oxidoreductase activity, acting on the CH-OH group of donors, NAD or NADP as acceptor. The record is from RefSeq and is a predicted model, not a curated record. The transcript is spliced from 5 exons. Bases 63 to 1082 code for a protein of 339 amino acids. NCBI's taxonomy places the organism in Eukaryota, Viridiplantae, Streptophyta, Magnoliopsida, Poales, Poaceae. Gene Ontology annotation, biological process: lignin biosynthetic process.
CAGACACCCAUCCCACUAGCAAGCUUACUAGCUUAGCUAGCAUCGAUAGCUCACAUAGCCACAUGUCGUCGUCGUCCUACUCCUAUUCCAAGGCCAGCAAUGGUGGUGAGCCGCAGCUGGUCUGCGUCACCGGAGCAGGCGGCUUCAUCGGGUCGUGGGUCGUGAAGGAGCUCCUCCUGCGCGGGUACCGUGUCAGGGGAACUGCAAGGGACCCUGCUGACAGCAAGAACGCGCACUUGCUUGCGCUGGAGGGGGCCAGGGAGAGGCUCACCCUCUGCCGCGCCGACGUCCUGGACUACGAGUCCCUCCGUGCGGCGUUCACCGGCUGCCAUGGCGUCCUCCACGUCGCCUCCCCGGUGUCCAACAACCCUGAGCUCGUGACGGUGGCCGUGGAUGGCACCAGGAACGCGAUCAACGCCGCGGCGGACGAGGGUGUUCGCCGCGUGGUCUUCACCUCCUCGUACGGCGCCGUGCACAUGGACCCCAACCGGAGCCCCGACGCCGUCCUCGACGAGACCUGCUGGAGCGACUACGAAUUCUGCGAGCAGACAAACAACCCGUACUGCUGCGCCAAGAUGAUGGCGGAGAUCACGGCGAUGGAGACGGCGGCGGCGCGCGGGCUGCCGCUGGCGGUGGUGGUGCCGAGCGUCACGACGGGCCCGCUGCUGCAGCAGGCUCUCAACGUCAGCAGCAACCACGUGGCGCGCUACCUCAUGGGCACCAAGAGGACCUACCCCAACGCCGUCGCCGCCUACGUCGACGUCCGCGACGUCGCGCGCGCGCACGUCCUGGCCUACGAGCGCCCCGACGCGCGCGGCCGCUACCUCUGCAUCGGCACCGUGCUCCACCGCGCCCAGCUCAUCGCCGUGCUCCGGGAGCUCUUCCCGCAGUACCCCGUCACGGCCAAGUGUGAAGACGACGGCAAGCCGAUGGCGAAGCCGUACAAGUUUUCCAACCAGAGGGCCAGGGAGUUGGGCUUGGAGUUCACUCCGCUGAAGAAAAGUUUGUACGAGGCUGUGGUGUGCAUGCAGCAGAAGGGGCACCUUCCAGUCAUCAGCCAGCAGCAGCACUCGUACUUGUAAACCAAGGCAUGCGCGCGCUGAGUUUGCCACUAAUUAAAAUAAAACAGCGCAAACAGAAACAAAAAAGGGAAGCAAAGAGAGGUCAUAUAAGGACUUUGGAGAUGUAGUAUGCCAUUUCCCCCAUUUCCACCAGUGUAGUUACCUUAUAAAAAAAUAAAAAAAAAUACGAGUGUAUAUUAUUAAGCAUAUCUUUUCAUAUCAUAUUACAUGUAAAACUGUUAUUGUGACGAAUAACACUUGUUGAGUACGCAUUCGAUGAUCCAACACAAA